This is a messenger RNA of Hemicordylus capensis (graceful crag lizard), 1104 nucleotides long. RefSeq lists its product as uncharacterized. Bases 137 to 988 code for a protein of 283 amino acids. The record is from RefSeq and is a predicted model, not a curated record. Lineage: Eukaryota; Metazoa; Chordata; Lepidosauria; Squamata; Cordylidae. The transcript is spliced from 4 exons.
GUUGGGGAUUUGCAUCAGUUGACAAGCUGUGCUGUUCCUGAGGGCCAGCAACCCAUCCCGGGAAAGAAGUGAAGAGAGGAGAAUAUGAUUUCUAAGCUAAUUUGUUAAUAAACAGUAGCAAACAGGUGCUGUUGUCAUGUUGCUGCCACUAUGUCUGGUGGUGCAUUUGAUUAUGCUCUUUCCUGGGAGAAGCUGGAGUCCCUGGAAAGAUGCUCAUAAUGAUAGUUACUCAUGGAGCCACUCUCUGCAGGUAAUGGGAGAGAAAUUUGAGGAGUAUGUUAGGACCAUUUAUCAUCUACUGCAAACACUUGAUGACUGGAUGGAAGAGCAUCUGGGGUUUUUAGAAAAGUUGGUAAAUGAUCAUGUCAAGAAGUUCCAGGAAUGGCUGGAGGGAUAUAUCAAGGCUCUCAGUAUGUGGCUUAAUAUGUACUUUUGGACUCUCCAAGAAGAUCCUGACCCAUAUACUGAAGAUGUUGACUAUAAGUUGGGCAAAGAGAUCCUAGUCCAUGACAAAUGUUGGGAGGAACAUAUUGACAAAGCAGACACAUGGCUGGACUACAUCAACAUUACUCUGUACAAGUGGUUGGAUGAAGAUCCUCUGAGCUUCUACAACACACUGCAGGACAGUCACAUGGGCAGCUCACUGCAAGACUAUUCUGAAAUUCACAACCAACACUUAGAAGACCAAAUCAAAAUCCUAGGACAGUUAUUGGACAACUACACAGCAACCAUCAGUAAAUGGCUAAAGGGGUAUGCUACAGUGAAAGAAGCACCUUCCCAGAAAUAUGGCUGGAACUUGCUACAUUUGGGUCCAGAGGUACAAACAUUAGGAAGAGCACAAGCAACAGCACUGCAAGGUAAGUGCCUCCAUUUCAUUAAACGGCUGGAAGAAGGUCUUGAUGCCUUAGAACACUGGCUGUGGGAUACCAUCGAUGAGCAGCCCAAGAAAAAUAAAACCUUGAAGGCACUGUCAAGUGCUUUUGGAUAAGUUCUGCAUGGCAUCCCGCCCCAUGAGACUAAACUAAAACUUCUGCUGUGGAUUUCUGCAAUCAACAUACUUCCAGGUUAUCAUAUCUUAAUGAGAAUAAAACUCAAGGAAACAUC